AUGGCGCCUUUGAUGGCCGCAGCGCCAACGGCUUCAAGGUGCGGUGCUGACCACGAAGUGACUGCUUUUCCUGUGUCGUGGGAUCCUUUCUCCUCGGCCUCUCAGCAGCCCGAGCCUCCUUUAAUUAGUGACGAGUUCAAAGCCAACUGGAACCAGCACAAGUGGGACCCAAAUGUCUCGCACAUCGCAUCGGGCUAUAUCUACAACUCACCAAGCAAUAAAAAGGUCAGAGCGGACGUGACAUCUGACUCCGGUUUCGCAUCCUCGCUCUUCGACUACACUGAUGUCUCCUCCGAGGGGUUGGUCUCCAAUACUCUGUACAACCUCGAGCCGUGCAUUGCUGCGCCGCCACAGUUAUGGCAAGGCUACGUCAAUCCUACUUUUCCGCUCUUCAGUACCGACAUCCUUGUCACAAGCAACGCCGUCUUUGGUGGGAUAGUUAAGGAUCAGUUUAAUGGAAAGGUCGCUUCUUGGAGCAUCAUGUACGGAGGCAGUAUUCCCGUGACGGUCUACCUUGACGCCUGCAACACUCUUGUCGGAUGGGAUUCUUUUAUCAACGGGUCGCGCACGAGAAUCAUUACGAGGUUUUUCAACAUCGUGGUUGGUAAGCUCGAUUCGAAGUACUUCUGCUUUCCGACGCAGGCUUGA
Molecule: messenger RNA, 648 nt
Organism: Coniosporium apollinis CBS 100218
Lineage: Eukaryota; Fungi; Ascomycota; Dothideomycetes
Exons: 3
Coding region: 1-648 (215 amino acids)
Source: RefSeq, a predicted model, not a curated record